Molecule: messenger RNA, 732 nt
Organism: Fusarium sp. VM40
Lineage: Eukaryota; Fungi; Ascomycota; Sordariomycetes; Hypocreales; Nectriaceae
Source: the annotation of a GenBank genome assembly
AUGGCCGCAUGUAACACAUGUCAAAAGACCGAACCUGCAGUUACUCUGAAGCGUUGCACCAAAUGCUCAACCACACAAUACUGCUCUCGAGAAUGUCAAAAGGCCGAUUGGAAAGCCCACAAGAAGAUCUGCGCUAUACAAGCAGCUUCUUCAUCUGCCAGAAAUAUCGUCCAUGACGUCGAAGCAUUAAGCGUAUCCCCUCCGAGGGGCCUCGACUCGGGUGUUCCCGACCCCUUUACUCAUCUGGACAGGGGCACAUAUCUGCACAACCGCACAGAGAAGGAUGUAUAUCGUCUCCUCAUCGACGCCUACCGCCUCCGCGCGGAUGACAUGUACAACCUGGAAGGCGAGGCGGAUCAGGACGGUCUCUAUGGCGGCGCCGCAGACGGACUAGGAGCAUUUAAGCGUUUUCUGGGCAAAGUCUCAGCCCAAAGAGGACUGCUUCCUUCAUGGUGGACUCUGGAGAAGCAAAAGGAGUGUGAAGAUUUCGGAAUGGAUGCGGCUCAAUGGCAGGACCUGAGGAAGAGAACGAGCAAGCAGGAGGUCAUCGACCACUAUGGGGAUCCGCGAUUUCCCAUGCAGCUGCGUAUGCUGGGCGAGGCAGUGUGUGGCCGUGCGCCGGGAGGCGGAGAUGGGACGGCGAUGAGGAAGAUGAUGGCGGCGAUGGAAACUGGGGGUGGAAGUGAUGGGAUGCGUGCUACUAUGUUGGAUGUGUCGUCUCCACGUAGAUGA